UUAUGGCAACCACCGGCAUGCAGCUGCUCGGCUUAGUCCUGUCCAUCAUCGGCUGGGUGGGCGGGUUCCUGGUGUGCACCCUGCCCAUGUGGAGGGUCACAGCCUUCAUCGGCAACAACAUUGUAACGGCACAGAUCACAUGGGAGGGCCUGUGGAUGAAUUGCAUCUGGCAGAGCACAGGGGAGAUUCAGUGCAAGGUGUAUGACAGCCUGCUGGCUCUUCCCAGUGACAUGAAGGCCGCCCGAGGUCUUACGGUUCUCGCUUUGCUCAUCUGCACCCUGUCGCUCACACUGGGUGUUCUGGGAAUCAAGUGCACCGAGUGCGUGGGCCUCCCAAGCCUCAAGGCACGCUUGGCCCGCGUGUCCGGUGUGCUCUUUGUCAUCGCAGGGUUCCUCAUCCUCGUACCCGUCUGCUGGACGGCCCAUUCCAUCAUCAGGGAUUUCUAUGACCCCUAUGUGGCGGCCCCUCACAAACGUGAGCUCGGCCCCGCUCUCUACCUGGGCUGGGGAGGUUCGGCAUUGCUGUUGAUUGGUGGAUCGCUCCUCUACGCAGGGUCCAAUCCUCCCGGGAUUCCCUCCUCUCCUACAUUUAGCAGUGGUGAGAGCAGCCCACGCCGAGCGGGUGGACCUGCCCAGGUCAAGGGUUAUGUUUAACGACCAGCAGCGGCAAGCCGGUUCCCGAAAGCCUUCUCUGCUAGAGUUUCCCAUUGUGAUAGAUUCAAGUUAAUUCUCCUCUAUUUUUUAUCAUUCAGAAUAUUUCUGUAGUAUGAUGGAGGUAGUGAAUAGAAAUGUGAAAUCAAGUUUCCUUGCCACCUCUAAUGUCCACUUAUAAGUCUGUCUUUUUCUGUAUUUGUCUGUUAUGUUAUUCAAUAAUAAAACCUUAAAUCCUU
This is a messenger RNA of Megalobrama amblycephala (Wuchang bream), 889 nucleotides long. It is a transcript of the gene cldnk, whose product is annotated as claudin k. The transcript has a single exon. Bases 3 to 653 code for a protein of 216 amino acids. Gene Ontology annotation, biological process: bicellular tight junction assembly; cell adhesion. NCBI's taxonomy places the organism in Eukaryota, Metazoa, Chordata, Actinopteri, Cypriniformes, Xenocyprididae. Gene Ontology annotation, molecular function: structural molecule activity. Gene Ontology annotation, cellular component: plasma membrane; bicellular tight junction. The record is from RefSeq and is a predicted model, not a curated record.